AAGGGGAGCGUCGGGGCAGCUAUGGCCGGGCAGCCGUCGGGCUCCUUCCCGCUGCUCCUGAGGGGCGACUGGGGCCCCGCCGAGCCGCCGCCUGCCCUCAGGAAGAAGCUGCUCUGCUACUUCCAGAGCCAGAAGCGCUCGGGCGGCGGCGAGUGCGAGCUGCGGGCCGGCCCCAGCCCCGGGCACCUCCUCAUCUGCUUCAGCCGGCCGGAGGUGAAGCAACGAGUUCUUGAGAGAGAGUUUCACAAGCUGUGUUUGGGAGAAAACCAAGAAUUGAAGUUAAUUGUCACAGAGCCUGAAACUGCACUGGCUGUUGAAGAGGAGACAUUUGAAGAAAAGUUAAUUCCCACAGAGUCUCUGGAGGCCUCAAGCAGCCUUCAAACAAAAGGUGAUGCAGAAGCCCUGCAGAAAACAGAGAGCUCUGUUGCAAGUAGUGAGCUCCAGGAGGGAGCUGCCUCUGCAGUGAAUGUGGCAGAAAAGCCUGCGGGGUCCUCACCUUCAGUGGUGUUUGAAGACAUACAACGUUGCAGUCCCAAAUGCUUCUAUAUGCUGUUGGAGAACAUCAGUGACCUGGUAGUAAAUGAGGACUUCACUGUGGAAGUGAUACCUGAAGGAAAUGUUGCUGUAGCUACCUUCAUAAAAAGUAUUGAUACUGAAGAAUUUGUCAAAAGAUGCUUACAGAACAAAAGAGUUAAAGAAUUCAAAAUGACUGCCAGGCUUCUUGAGUCGACCCAGAGCAUCAAGGCUGAAAACAUCCCGGAUGGUGUUUCCAGGGACUACAUCACAGUUUACUUUGAGAACGUGCGGAAUGGAGGGGGCCCUGUGUCAGAUGUGCAGCUCUUCCCUGAGGAGAACUCGGCUAUCAUCACCUUCUGUGAUCCCAAAGAUGUAAACACUGUCUUGAAAAAGCAGCAUUUGCUGGAACAGACACCAAUCUCUGUGUAUCCAUAUUACCACUCCCUGGGAACUGCUCUCUAUGGAGAAGAAAGACCAACUAUCAAGAUGCCAGAGCCCUUUGGGGUGCCAAUAGAUCCUUAUGUCUGGCAGUUUUUACAGAGGGAGCCCAAACUGAUCCAAGACAUAAAGCAGGAAAUGGCAAUUUGCCACUGUGAGUUGGAAUGGCCCCAGGCAGACUGUGCACACCCAGAAGUUACUUUGUGCCCCUCCUCAUCUCUCUCAGAGCAGAAAAAGCCAGUGGUUAAGCUGAUCAAGACAUGGAAGCAGGAUGCCUCUGCUGAGUUCUCACGCAUCAUGGCACAUUACGUAGCUAUCAAAUGUAAACUGAAGUCAGUGGAUUGGGAAGAGGUGAAAACCAGGCUGGUGAAAGACGUUGCUUUGAUGGUAACUGAUAUUUCUGAGGAGAUGGUAGUGAUUGCAGGCCACAGAGCAGCAGUGGACAGCGCAGAGAAAGACAUGAGGGAAUGCAUGGAAAAAGCCAUGAAGCAAAGCGAAAGGGAAAAGCAAAGCAUUGAGAUCUCUGUGUCAGUGGUUGCAGGCAAGUACAGCGUUCUGCACAAUGCUGGCUUGGAAGAGAACAUUCACAAAGAGUAUCCCUGCUUAAAGAUCUUUUAUGAUGACACCAAAAAAACUGUUCAGUUGUGUGGAUUACCUGCAGAAGUAUAUAAAAUCAAAGCUGACUUACUGGAAAGGGUAUUGAAUAUGCCCUGUACGUCAGUUGCCAUCGAUCCCCAUGUUUUCUACUAUCUAGAGCGUGUAGAUAAUAAAACAAUGUCAGAGACAUUAUUCACUCAGAAAAAAAUUAACACUUUUUAUGAGCUCGACGGUGAUACUGUGUUGCUAUUUGGAAAUGCUUCCAAAGAUCUUUUAGAAGCAGAAGAGCAAAUAAAGACAGGAUUAGACUCUAAGUGCAUCGUCAUGGAGGACGAUGAGGUCAUCAAAAAGGAGCAGUGGAAGAAACUUCUUGCCUCCUUGUGCAAGAAGUACAAUUCCUCCCAGCAAAAAGUAAUCAUUGAUGAACACAUUGGAAAAGAAACUAAAGUGAUUAUUGCUGGCUUUUCUCCAGCUGUAAAAGAAGUUUAUCAGAAGCUCAAUGAUUUUAUAGGUAGAUACACAAUCGUGGAAGAAGUAAUCCCAGCCGGGUCGGUGGUGGUGGUGCAGUUUGUAGAGAAGGAAAAAUCUGAAGUUUGUCUUGAGUUGAGAAGGGAAGGUGUGACAGUAUGUUUUGACACCAAGACACUGUCUAUUUACCUGAGUGGACCAAAAGCAGAAGUGCCAAAAGCAGUCACCACAUUCAAAGAAAUUCUCUCAUCUCUUUACUCAAAAAAUGUGCCCAUUGAUAAGCCGGGAGCCAAAGAGUUCUUCACUGAAAGGAAAGAUUCAUGUGUUUGUGAGGCAAAGCAGAAAUUUCGGUGUUUGAUUAGGCUGGAGGAAGAUGGAGAACAGCAACAGCAACAGCAACAGAAGGGCAAAAAAGUUGUUGAUAAAGAGAAAAGGAAGCUCUACUACAAGAAAGUGCUGCCAGAUGGAGCUGCGGUAGCAGUGUACAAAGGUAACUUGUGUAAUUACCCUGUUGAUGUGCUGGUAAAUCCCUCUAGUGAAGACUUAGAACCUGUUGGUGGCCUUGCUGACGGGCUGCUGAAAGCAGCCGGCCCAGAGCUGCAAGAGGAGUGUGAUGAGCUGGUGAGGAAGAAGGGGAGUUUACAGCCUGGGUGUGCGGUUAUCACGGGCGCCGGGAAGCUCCCCUGCAAGAAUGUCGUUCAUGCUGUCGGGCCCAGGUGGAGGAAGGAGGAAGCAGAAGAGUGUGAGGACUUGUUGAAAAAGACAGUGAAGAAAAGUCUGCAGCUUGCUGAAGCAUUUAAUCAUAGUUCUAUAGCCCUGCCCACUCCAAGUGGGGGGAUAUUUGGCUUCCCACUGGAACUGUGCACCUAUUCAAUUGUGUCUUCCAUCAAGGAGACUUUGGAAGACCCCGAGGACAGCAGCUUGAAGGAGAUUCAUCUUGUGGGUGAUGCAAAAGAAACAGUUCGGUCUGUGAUUGAGAUAGUAAAAAAAGUGUUUACAGCUAAGUCAUCUUCCCCAAUGCUGAGGAUACCUUGCUUGGAAACCUAUAAACUGAGGCCAAGCCAGAAGGAGAACAGAAAAGAGGAUCUGCAGAUGGUCAGGACAGGUGAAGGACUUUGCAUCCGAGUAGAGGAGAAAAAUGUUCAGGAAGCCACGGCAGAUGUUAUUGUCAACAGUGUUGGCACAGAUCUGAAGUUUGGUGUGGGGCCUCUUUGCAAAGCCUUGCUGGAAAAGGCUGGACCAGCUCUCCAGACAGAGUUUGACAGUGAAAAACAAAAACAGGCUGCUGCUGAAGGGAGUGUGGUCUGCACCAGUGGAGGUGCUCUGGCCUGCAAGUCUGUGCUUCAUGCCAUACUUCCAGUGUGGGAUGGAGGAAAUGGACAGACCCUGAAGACCCUAGAAAACGUAAUCCAUUCCUGCUUGAAGAAAACUGAAGAACUUGGACUGAAAUCAAUCACUUUCCCAGCUAUUGGGACUGGUGGAUUUGGGUUUCCUAAAACCAUUGUUUCUAAGUUGAUGUUUGAUGUGGUAUUCAAGUUCAGCAGUAGUCACACUCGGAAGACUCUCCAGGAGGUUAAUUUUCUCUUGAAUCCAAAAGAUGUGGAUAACGUCCAGGCUUUUACCACUGAACUACAACGCAGGGCAGCUGAAAGUUCCAGUGCUGCAGCACCAAAGUCAGGUUCCAUUAGGCUUGUUUCAACUGAAGUAUUGGGAGUUUAUGAAAUGCAGAUUGGUUCCAUUACACUCCAAGUAAUGAGUGGAGACAUUACCAAGGAAGAUACAGAGGUUAUUGUAAGCGUGUCAAAUGCGACAUUCAAUUCCCCGUCAGGGGUCUUCAGAGCAAUUGUGGAUGCUGCUGGUUCCCAAGUCCAAGCAGAAUGUGCUCAACAUGCUGGGCAGUCUCAAAGUGGCUUUAUCACCACACAAGGUGGAAAUCUGUUGUGCAAUAAAAUCAUCCACUUGGUUCAUGAUCACAAUGUGAAGAAUCAGAUCUCUAAAGUGCUUAAUGAGUGUGAGCUGAAGAUGUACAAAUCUGUCGCCUUCCCAGCGAUUGGAACAGGUCAAGCAGGAAAGAGUGCAGCAAAGGUAGCUGACGACAUGUUGGAUGCUAUAGUGGAAUUUGAAAGCAAGACAGCAGUACAGCAUUUGAAAAAAGUUAAAAUCGUCAUCUUCCAGACACAGAUGCUCCAAGACUUUUAUGAAAGCAUGAAGAAAAGAGAAGAUUCAGAUUCAGCCACAGCAGAUUCGUGGAUGUCUAUGUUUAAGUCAUUUUUCUGGGGCAAAACUCAAUCCCCUGAGAAGAAGCAGCCUGUUUGUUUGGAGAAGAAAGUGAAUUUAGCUGUAUUUCAGAUCUGUGGAGAAAGCCAAGAAGAUGUGGAUGCAACUGAGUCCUGGAUAAAAAAUCUAAUUUUAAAGGAGCAGUUUGAAACCAGUAUUUCAGAUGAGCUAAUUGAAAGAUUUGAUGAGAUGCAGAUUGACACUUUGGCAGAUCUCCAGAGAAGGCGGCAUGUUACCAUUGAGCUUGAAAACAAACUUUACCCCCCUCGCAUUAUAAUUUCUGGGAUUAGCAGGGACGUCUGUUUUGUUUCUGUCGAAGUUCAGAAAAUGAUCCAAAAAAUUAAAGAUGCUGAAGAAGAACAAGCCAAGGCAGAACUUGUUUAUAACCUUGUAGAAUGGAGGUGUCUAGGAAACAACGAUAGCUUUGUUCCUUUUGAUAAACUGACAAAUAUGCAGCUGGAGGAUGCCAAAAUAGCUAAAAAACCACAUGUUACCGUCAAAAUUAACAAGAAGAACUACAAGGUGGAUCUGAAUACUCUCCAGGCUAAUGAUGACCAAGGGAAUAUUAUAACCAUUCAACGUGUGCCAAAGAAUAAAGAUAAGCAGUCGAUAGAGCUCCCUACACAUUGGGAAAUGAUGCAAAAGGAACCGGUCAAACUGGUGAAUCUCGAGCAAUCACAUCACGAAUAUCUGGACGUUCAGAAAAUGUUCAAGAAAACCUGCCCCAACUUUGUUAUACAGAAGAUUGAAAGAAUACAAAAUUCCUUCCUCUGGAAGACAUAUCAAAUGAAAAAAAAUGCUCUUGAUGCAAAGAACAAAGCCCAAAGCAAUGAGAAGUUGCUGUUUCAUGGGACAGCUGCAUCCUCCUUGAGCACAAUCAACUACAAUGGAUUUAAUCGGGGCUUUGUUGGAAAGAAUGAUGCAGCCAUUGGGAAUGGAACCUAUUUUGCUGUGGAUGCAAGUUAUUCUGCUCAGGAUAUUUAUUCCAGCCCAGACACGAAUGGCACAAAAUACAUGUACUUGGCUCGAGUCCUCACUGGGCAUUACUGCACUGGGAGCAGAGGACUAAUCACUCCACCACCAAAAAGUCCAGCAGAUCCUACUGACCUCUAUGACAGCGUGGUUGAUGAUGUGAAUAACCCAAAAAUGUUUGUCAUAUUUCAUGACAUUCAGGCAUACCCUGAAUAUCUUAUUACUUUCAAGAAAUCGCCGCAUCAUACCCCACUGCACCUAACUACGUGGCCUCACACCGCACCGCAUCUCCCUGCCGUGCUCUGCACGGUGCUGCACCGCCGCCCCGCCAGCGCGUCAUCGCCCGGCACCGCAUCCUCGCGCUGCGUGGGCCGCUCUGCCCGGCUCCGCGCUGCCCUGCCCCGCCUCACCUUCACCCCCGCUCCGCGCCCGGCCCUGGCGGAGCCGCGCCACAGCGAGAGCGCCCGCCGCCUCGGCCUCGGCCCCGCCGCCUCCCGCGCUCCCCGCUCGCCCAUUGGCCGCAGCCGCCGCGCACGGCGCUGUCUCCAUGGCGACGCGGCGGAAGGCCAGUCCAAGAUGGCCGCCGAGCCGGGCGGCGGGCGGCCCAGAGCUUCUCGGCCGCUGCUCGUCGCCUUCAUGGCCGCGCUGCUGGGCUGCGGCCGCGCCGCCGCCCCUUCGCCCUUCUCGUCCUCGUCCUGUCACCACCGCGUGCCCAGCGGCGAAGAGGUGAGGCAGCCGCGGGCGGUUGUCAGGCGGGGAUCGGGCGGCGAGGGCUUCUCCGUUUGCCGCUCCCGCCGUUGGGCUGUCUAUCGAGUUCCUCUAAAGGAAAACCGCGUCUUGAAGAGAAAUGUGGAUCAGCAGCUGAGAAUUAAGAUUAUAUACGACACAAGUGUUGAGGAAAUAUCACAUUUGGGCCAUUUUGGAAUCCAAAGCGUCCAGCGAUACCCUGCAGAAUUUGGUGAUGCAGAAGCCCUGCAGAAAACAGAGAGCUCUAUUGCAAGUAGUGAGCUCCAGGAGGGAGCUGCCUCUGCAGUGAAUGUGGCAGAAAAGCCUGCGGGGUCCUCACCUUCAGUGGUGUUUGAAGACGUACAACAUUGCAGUCCCAAAUGCUUCUAUAUGCUGUUGGAGAACAUCAGUGACCUGGUAGUAAAUGAGGACUUCACUGUGGAAGUGAUACCUGAAGGAAAUGUUGCUGUAGCUACCUUCAUAAAAAGUAUUGUUUUGCUCCAGAUACAGGGAGACAUUGACCCAGUCGAUAUCCAGAAGUGCCAGCGGGCUCUGAUAGCAAGGCAGGGAGACGUGCUGCCAGGCUUCUUGAGUCGACCCAGAGCAUCAAGGCUGAAAACAUCCCGGACGGUGUUUCCAGGGACUACAUCACAGUUUAUUUCGAGAACAUGCGGAACGGAGAGGGCCUCCUUGUGCAAGAAGUACAAUUCCUCCCAGCAAAAAGUAAUCAUUGAUGAACACAUUGGAAAAGAAACUAAAGUGAUUAUUGCUGGCUUUUCUCCAGGUGUAACAGAGGUUUAUCAGAAGCUCAAUGAUUUUAUAGGUAGAUACACAAUCGUGGAAGAAGUAAUCCCAGCCAGGUCGGUGGUGGUGGUGCAGUUUGGAGAGGACAAAUCUGAAGUUUGUCUUGAAUGGAGGAGGGAAGGUGUGGCAGUAUGUUUUGACACCAAGACACUGUCUAUUUACCUGAGUGGACCAAAAGCAGAAGUGCCAAAAGCAGUCACCACAUUCAAAGAAAUUCUCUCAUCUCUUUACUCAAAAAAUGUGCCCAUUGAUAAGCCGGGAGCCAAAGAGUUCUUCACUGAAAGGAAAGAUUCAUGUGUUUGUGAGGCAAAGCAGAAAUUUCGGUGUUUGAUUAGGCUGGAGGAAGAUGGAGAACAGCAACAGAAGGGCAAAAAAGUUGUUGAUAAAGAGAAAAGGAAGCUCUACUACAAGAAAGUGCUGCCAGAUGGAGCUGCGGUAGCAGUGUACAAAGGUAACUUGUGUAAUUACCCUGUUGAUGUGCUGGUAAAUCCCUCUAGCGAAGACUUAGAACCUGUUGGUGGCCUUGCUGACGUGCUGCUAAAAGCAGCUGGCCCAGAGCUGCAAGAGGAGUGUGAUGAGCUGGUGAGGAAGAAGGGGAGUUUACAGCCUGGGUGUGCAGUUAUCACAGGCGCCGGGAAGCUCCCCUGCAAGAAUGUCGUUCAUGCUGUCGGGCCCAGGUGGAGGAAGGAGGAAGCAGAAGAGUGUGAGGACUUGUUGAAAAAGACAGUGAAGAAAAGUCUGCAGCUUGCUGAAGCAUUUAAUCAUAGUUCUAUAGCCCUGCCCACUCCAAGUGGGGGGAUAUUUGGCUUCCCACUGGAACUGUGCACCUAUUCAAUUGUGUCUUCCAUCAAGGAGACCUUGGAAGACACGGAGGACAGCAGCUUGAAGGAGAUUCAUCUUGUGGGUGAUGCAAGAGAAACAGUUCGGUCUGUGAUUGAGAUAGUAAAAAAAGUGUUUACAGCUAAGUCAUCUUCCCCAAUGCUGAGGAUACCUUACUUGAAAACCUAUAAACUGAGGCCAAGCCAGAAGGAGAACAGAAAAGAGGAUCUGCAGAUGGUCAGGACAGGUGAAGGACUUUGCAUCCGAGUAGAGGAGAAAAAUGUUCAGGAAGCCACGGCAGAUGUUAUUGUCAACAGUGUUGGCACAGAUCUGAAGUUUGGUGUGGGGCCUCUUUGCAAAGCCUUGCUGGAAAAGGCUGGACCAGCUCUCCAAACAGAGUUUGACAGUGAAAAACAAAAACAGGCGGCUGCUGAAGGGAGUGUGGUCUGCACCAGUGGAGGUGCUCUGGCCUGCAAGUCUGUGCUUCAUGCCAUACUUCCAGUGUGGGAUGGAGGAAAUGGACAGACCCUGAAGACCCUAGAAAACGUAAUCCAUUCCUGCUUGAAGAAAACUGAAGAACUUGGACUGAAAUCAAUCACUUUCCCAGCUAUUGGGACUGGUAGAUUUGGGUUUCCUAAAACCAUUGUUUCUAAGUUGAUGUUUGAUGUGAUAUUCAAGUUCAGCAGUAGUCACACUCGGAAGACUCUCCAGGAGGUUAAUUUUCUCUUGAAUCCAAAAGAUGUGGAUAACGUCCAGGCUUUUACCACUGAACUACAACGCAGGGCAGCUGAAAGUUCCAGUGCUGCAGCACCAAAGUCAGGUUCCAUUAGGCUUGUUUCAACUGAAGUAUUGACAGUUUAUGAAAUGCAGAUUGGUUCCAUUACACUCCAAGUAAUGAGUGGAGACAUUACCAAGGAAGAUACAGAGGUUAUUGUAAGCGUGUCAAAUGCGACAUUCAAUUCCCCGUCAGGGGUCUUCAGAGCAAUUGUGGAUGCUGCUGGUUCCCAAGUCCAAGCAGAAUGUGCUCAACAUGCUGGGCAGUCUGAAGGCGGCUUUAUCACUACACAAGGUGGAAAUCUGUUGUGCAAUAAAAUAAUCCACUUGGUUCAUGAUCACAAUGUGAAGAGUCAGAUCUCUAAAGUGCUUAAUGAGUGUGAGCUGAAGAUGUACAAAUCUGUCGCCUUCCCAGCGAUUGGAACAGGUCAAGCAGGAAAGAGUGCAGCAAAGGUAGCUGACGACAUGUUGGAUGCUAUAGUGGAAUUUGAAAGCAAGACAGCAGUACAGCAUUUGAAAAAAGUUAAAAUCGUCAUCUUCCAGACACAGAUGCUCCAAGACUUUUAUGAAAGCAUGAAGAAAAGAGAAGAUUCAGAUUCAGCCACAGCAGAUUCGUGGAUGUCUAUGUUUAAGUAUAAGCAGUUGACAGAGCUCCCUGCACAUUGGGAAAUGAUGCGAAAGGAACCGGUCAAACUGGUGAAUCUUGAGCAAUCACAUCACGAAUAUCUGGAUGUUCAGAAAACGUUUAAGAAAACCUGCCCCAACUUUGUUAUUGAGAAGAUUGAAAGAAUACAAAAUUCCUUCCUCUGGAAGACAUAUCAAAUGAAAAAAAAUGCUCUUGAUGCAAAGAACAAAGCCCAAAGCAAUGAGAAGUUGCUGUUUCAUGGGACAGCUGCAUCCUCCUUGAGCACAAUCAACUACAAUGGAUUUAAUCGGGGCUUUGUUGGAAAGAAUGAUGCAGCCAUUGGGAAUGGAACCUACUUUGCUGUGGAUGCAAGUUAUUCUGCUCGGGAUAUUUAUUCCAGCCCAGACACGAAUGGCACAAAAUACAUGUACUUGGCUCGAGUCCUCACUGGGCAUUACUGCACUGGGAGCAGAGGACUAAUCACUCCACCACCAAAAAGUCCAGCAGAUCCUACUGACCUCUAUGACAGCGUGGUUGAUGAUGUGAAUAACCCAAAAAUGUUUGUCAUAUUUCAUGACAUUCAGGCAUACCCUGAAUAUCUUAUUACUUUCAAAAAAUAGAAUGCUCUUAGGCUGGGAAAUUUUAGUGCCUUUGACAGGUGGGAAUUAACAGGGCAAUUCAUGAUUCUUGUUCACCACGAGGCUGCUUAAGCUAAGUAGUCACAUUUCAACCACACACAUAGAUAAAUGUCUUCAAAUCAUCCAGGUAGGAAGGUAGGUCAGGGCACGUAUACAUAGUCUUAUUUCCAGUAUUCACCAUGAAGAACAAAGUGGCUGGCUGCCUGGGAGGAGAUCUGUAAAAUAUUCCCUGUUGGGGAAAACAACCUCGUUCACUAGCACUUUUCAUUCAUCCUCAGGCAUCCACUCUUGUUGGUGCUAAGAGCCUCGAAGAAAGAGAAUCCAGCAUUGAAAAACGCUUUGCAUCUACAGGGGCAUAGCUCAAAUACCAUGCUUAAACCAUGUGAAGCCUUUUGAAGCUUUGUAAAGCAUAUAGGUAAUGGCAUUUGUACAUCUUGGCAAGCUGUACACUUACUGACAGAAUCCUACAACAUCUAAUCAAAAGCCAUAUUCAUGUGGUUUUAAUAAAAGUAGUUUCAAACUG
Messenger RNA from Colius striatus (speckled mousebird), 10177 nucleotides. Its product is annotated as protein mono-ADP-ribosyltransferase PARP14. Gene Ontology annotation, molecular function: transcription corepressor activity; NAD+ poly-ADP-ribosyltransferase activity. The record is from RefSeq and is a predicted model, not a curated record. NCBI's taxonomy places the organism in Eukaryota, Metazoa, Chordata, Aves, Coliiformes, Coliidae. Gene Ontology annotation, cellular component: nucleus; cytoplasm. Gene Ontology annotation, biological process: negative regulation of gene expression.